Messenger RNA from Ordospora pajunii, 558 nucleotides. RefSeq lists its product as uncharacterized. Gene Ontology annotation, molecular function: RNA binding. Bases 1 to 558 code for a protein of 185 amino acids. Lineage: Eukaryota; Fungi; Microsporidia; Ordosporidae. The record is from RefSeq and is a predicted model, not a curated record. The transcript has a single exon.
AUGAUGUUUGUUACUGGCAUUCCCGAGACACUAGAUGAUGAGCUGCUUAAGGAGAUGCUAUCUGUGUUUGGUGAAGUAAAGACAUUGGACAGAGGAUGCGAUCUGAAUGGCAAUGCAUCUACGUGGGCAUUUGUGGGCUACUAUGAGAGCACAUCGGCCGAAUGCAUGCAUACAGUUCUAUCAGGCGUUUGCAUUGGACAAGACAAGAUAUCUGUGUAUCCAGAAUUGAACGAGUGCAUGCUGAAUGCACAGGAAUACAUGGCAAAUGCAAAUGAAAGCGUAAUACGCAAGCUCAAUGCAGUAAUUGCAAAGUAUAAGGAUGAUGUUGAAAGCAAAGACAUUCUAAACAAGUUUUUGUCAAGCUACAGACUGAUUUACGGACAGGCGAACAACUCAAAUGGAUUUGAUGAGGCACUACAGAAAUGGCUCCAUGAAGAGUCAGAAAUACGCAAGAUGUGUAUGAACGCAGAGAAGGCUCUUGAUGACAGAAAGAAUGUGCAGUAUAAGUAUCUAUCGAUGUACGAUGACGAUAAUGCCAAAGAACAACGAGCCACCUGA